UUAAUCCAACUGAAUUAUACCCUUGUCUCUGAAGCAUUCACUCACUAUCAAAAAAUGUGUUCUUUGUAUUAAGCUGUCAUUGGCAAUGCAUUCUGCCCCACAUGCAACCAACGUGCCACCCCAUAUUUCUCUCUCUUUCUUGAAAUUUAAGGUGGAAGCUUGCCAAUGCCACCCCACCCCACACCCCAGUUGAAAAUUACCUGACUGACAGAUUUUAUCUUCAAUUGUGUUUAGAUUUUUAUUUGUUCAGUCAAUCUCGAAGCAUUCUUUCAUUGUUCACUUCUUACCCUUUUCAGCUCACAGAUUGGUUCAAGGAUUUCUUGUCCUGUUGCAGUGUUUUAUUGCAAAUUGAUUAUUUCAUUUAAUAAAUACUAAGUUCCGUUGUUGAACUAAUCUGGGAGUGAGUUUAGAGAUCUGGUUGUUUAGGGCCUUUUUCAUUCUUGUCUUCUUUUGCUGGUGUUUGGGAAAAUGGGGGGUUCAGAAGAGAGAGUUGUUGCUGUGAUCAUGGUGGGUGGCCCAACUAAAGGGACCAGAUUUAGGCCAUUAUCACUUAAUACUCCAAAGCCCCUAUUCCCAUUGGCUGGACAGCCAAUGGUUAAUCAUCCUAUAUCUGCUUGUAAAAGGAUACCGAAUUUAGCUCAAAUCUACCUCAUUGGUUUCUAUGAGGAGCGUGAAUUUGCAUUGUUUGUGUCAUCAAUAUCCAAUGAGCUCAGAGUUCCUGUCCGAUACUUGAAAGAGGACAAGCCACAUGGUUCAGCAGGCGGACUUUAUAACUUCAGGGAUCAAAUCAUGGAAGAGAGCCCGUCUCAUAUCUUUUUGUUGAAUUGUGAUGUUUGCUGCAGUUUUCCUCUUGCAGAGAUGCUAGAGGCCCAUACAAGCUAUGGUGGGAUGGGGACCAUUUUGGUGAUCAAGGUUUCUCCAGAGUCUGCAAGCCAGUUUGGGGAGCUUGUAGCUGAUCCCGUUACAAAUGAAUUGUUGCAUUACACGGAGAAGCCUGAAACUUUUGUGAGCGACCGGAUCAACUGUGGUGUGUAUAUAUUUACCCCUGAUAUAUUCACGGCCAUUCAAGGCGUGUCAUCCCAAAGAAAAGACCGAGCUACCCUUAGGCGCAUAUCCAGUUUUGAAGCACUUCAACCAGCAAACAGGAGUCUCCCAUCAGAUUUUGUAAGACUAGAUCAGGACAUUCUAUCACCACUUGCUGGAAAAAAGCAGUUUUAUGUGUAUGAAACGACAGAUUACUGGGAACAAAUCAAAACUCCAGGAAUGUCCCUGAGAUGCUCAGGUUUGUACCUCGCCCAGUUCAGGCGCACCUCACCACAUCUCAUGGCUAGUGGGGACGGCACGAAGAAUGCUGCAAUUUCUGGCAACGUAUACAUCCAUCCAUCAGCAAAAGUCCAUCCAACUGCUAAGAUCGGUCCCAACGCUUCAAUCUCAGCUAAUGCUAGGAUCGGAGCUGGUGUGAGGCUUGUCAACUGCAUUAUUCUUGAUGAUGUCGAAAUCAAGGAAAAUGCGGUGGUGAUUCAUGCGAUUAUUGGAUGGAAAUCGUCCAUCGGAAGGUGGUCUAGAGUCCAGGCCUCAGGUGACCAUAACGCAAAGCUUGGGGUCACCAUUCUAGGUGAAUCGGUGACAGUGGAAGAUGAAGUUGUGGUGAUCAACAGUAUUGUUCUUCCAAACAAGACUAUGAAUGUCAGUGUUCAAGAAGAAAUUAUACUGUGAGAUCUUCAACAAGUUGUGGUGAUCUAUUGACACAUCUUCGACUUUUAGAUGCUUGUAUCCUCUUCUUAUCAAUUAUUCAUCUGAUCAUUGAGAUCUUAUUGGAAGGUGCAUUUUAAGGUUGGAAUAAAUGAAAUCUUCAUCUUUCUUUA
This is a messenger RNA of Salvia hispanica, 1865 nucleotides long. RefSeq lists its product as uncharacterized. NCBI's taxonomy places the organism in Eukaryota, Viridiplantae, Streptophyta, Magnoliopsida, Lamiales, Lamiaceae. The record is from RefSeq and is a predicted model, not a curated record. Gene Ontology annotation, biological process: biosynthetic process.